AUGGGCCCUGCUGUCCCCGUGGUCCUGCUGCUGAUUUUGCUAGGGUCUUGCCAAUACUCUUUUACCAAAAAGAAAAGUUUGCAAUCAGUGUGUGGACGACCUGUAUACCAUGGACGCAUUGUGGGUGGCCAGGCUGCUGCUUUGGGCCGCUGGCCUUGGCAGGUCAGCCUGCAGGUUGACCAGACCCACAUUUGUGGAGGUUCCCUCAUCAGCGACCGCUGGGUACUGACGGCAGCACACUGCGUAAAAAAGACCUGGUAUGCUCUUUUCUACACUGUGUGGCUUGGAUCCAUUGAUGUAAACUACUCAAGUAAAGGCAAGGAAUUCUAUGUGUCCAGAAUCGUCAUCUAUCCCAAACGGGACGGUUUUUUAGAUGGAGACAUUGCCCUGCUCAGACUGUCUUCCCGGGUCACCUUCACAGAUGUCAUUCUGCCCAUUUGCUUGCCCAAUGCCUCAAAGCAGCAUACACUCCCAGCUUCUUGCUGGGUGACUGGAUGGGGACAAAAUAAGGAAGGUCAUUACCCUUCUACCCUCCAAGAAGUUGAAGUACCCAUGGUUACCAGAGAGGCCUGCGAAAAACUGUACAACCCUAUCGGCGCAUUCGUCCCAGAACUGGAGCGGGUCAUCAAGGAGGAUGCACUCUGUGCUGGUGAUAUUCGGGAGGAGAAGGACAGCUGCAGGGGCGAUUCUGGAGGGCCUCUUUCAUGUCACACCGAUGGUGUCUGGACCCAGAUAGGUGUGGUGAGCUGGGGUUUGGAAUGUGGCAAAAAUCUUCCUGGAGUCUACGCCAACGUGACCUACUAUCAAAAAUGGAUCAGGGCCAUUAUCUCAAGAGCUCGGGGCUUGGGUGGUGAUUACGUGACUUCUUGUUCUCUACUUUCUCUGGCUCUCCUGGGAUCCUCCUGAGCCUUGGCUCUAACAUGAUACCAACAGUAUAUAGAGCUCAUGCUGCUGAGGAGCUAAUGGGAUGGGAUGUGUGGAAAAUAAAGCCUUGGGCAGAGAAAUCAUAA
Molecule: messenger RNA, 1010 nt
Organism: Peromyscus eremicus (cactus mouse)
Lineage: Eukaryota; Metazoa; Chordata; Mammalia; Rodentia; Cricetidae
Gene: Prss48
Product: serine protease 48
Exons: 6
Coding region: 1-906 (301 amino acids)
Biological process (GO): proteolysis
Molecular function (GO): serine-type endopeptidase activity
Source: RefSeq, a predicted model, not a curated record